Molecule: messenger RNA, 378 nt
Organism: Lathyrus sativus (Indian pea)
Lineage: Eukaryota; Viridiplantae; Streptophyta; Magnoliopsida; Fabales; Fabaceae
Source: the annotation of a GenBank genome assembly
AUGUAUAUAGUGCUUAGAGGUACUAAACCCAAGGUGGAUUACAGAAAACUAUUUUUCGGAAAUCUUGCAAGUCCAAGAGCUAUCUUUACUCUAUGGAUGGCUUGCCAAAACAGGCUCCUUACCAAAGAUAGGAUGAUGAAACAUGGCAUGAGUACUGAUGAAGUGUCUGUGUUAUGCAACUUACAAGAAAGUUGCCACCAUUUGUUCUUUGAAUGUGAGGCUACCAAGGGUGUUUGGAAGCAGGCUAUAACUUGGAUUGGAGUUGAUCACAAUCCAGGUGGAUGGAAGUCUGAGCUGGUUUGGAUCACUCAACAAACUCUUGGAAAAGGGAGUAGAACUAAGCUUUUGAAGAUGGCCAUUGCAGAGACUGUCUAUUAG